AUUCUCUCUCUUUUACUUCUUCUCUAUCUUCCCAUACUCAUAUCGUUAAAACGGCGUCCUCUCAUAUGGAUAAGCAUCUCAGGACGAAGCAAAUUAAGAAUAACCCUAUUCUUACUUCUUCAUCCGAAGAAGUGAGUAGUCUUGAGUGGCAAGCUGUGAACAUGAAUCAAGAAGAAGAAGAUUUGGUCUGUAGAAUGCAUAAGCUUGUCGGUGACAGGUGGGAGUUGAUAGCUGGGAGGAUCCCCGGAAGAACGGCAGAAGAAAUUGAGAGGUUUUGGAUCAUGAAGAAUAACUGAAUUAGUUCUGAAGUUUCACUGUUUAAUUUUAAUUUGCCAACUUUAUAAUAAAUUUUAUUAUGGAUUAAUA
Messenger RNA from Eruca vesicaria subsp. sativa (arugula), 366 nucleotides. The record is from the annotation of a GenBank genome assembly. Lineage: Eukaryota; Viridiplantae; Streptophyta; Magnoliopsida; Brassicales; Brassicaceae.